Messenger RNA from Lutzomyia longipalpis, 2631 nucleotides. RefSeq lists its product as uncharacterized. The coding region runs from base 59 to 2605 and encodes 848 amino acids. Gene Ontology annotation, molecular function: phosphatase activity. Gene Ontology annotation, biological process: dephosphorylation. Lineage: Eukaryota; Metazoa; Arthropoda; Insecta; Diptera; Psychodidae. The record is from RefSeq and is a predicted model, not a curated record. The transcript is spliced from 8 exons.
CUCCAGGACGCAAUCUUCCACAUCACUCUGUCCAAGAAGCUCCAUCGCAGUGAUCGAGAUGCGUUUGCUCGUGUUUGUGCUCCUCGCAUGCGUCCUGACCAUUGAGGGCGCCAAGUUUACGCCGCGAAUUCUCGGAACACGCCGUUACGGUUUCCAUAGAUUCAAAAAUCAGAAUUUCGUUGGUCGUGAAGAUCCCGACAAGGAAGUGGCUCUUGUGCAUGUGCUCUUCCGUCAUGGACACCGUACGCCAGCGGAUACAUACCCAAAUGAUCCCUAUGUGAAUGAAACAUUCCAUCCCUAUGGCUGGGGGCAGCUGACUAAUCCGGGGAAGAAGUAUCUCUUCGAAAUGGGAGAGUACCUCCGUCGACGGUACGAUGGCUUCCUGGGAAAGCUGUACCAGCCUGAUUAUCUGCACGCCCAAACAACAGGUGUGACACGCACGAGGAUGUCCAUGUUGCUCGUCUUGGCUGGGCUGUGGCCACCAAAAGAUACACCCAGUGAGUGGAAUAGGAAGCUUAACUGGCAACCCAUUCCCAUUGAAUCCGAACCACUGGAUAAAGACACUUUACUUCUUGUUCGGACUCCCUGCCCGAGGUAUCCAGAAUCCGUGGAAGAAGUGCUCAAAUCUCCUGAAGUUGAAUCUCAAAUUGCUCCCUAUGUGGAUAUGAUGAAGGAACUCACUGAGAUUACUGGAUUGGAGAUUAAAACUCCCGAUGAUGUGCAAUCAUUGUUCAGCACACUCAAAGCUGAAGAAGAGUACGGAUUGAAGUUACCCGAAUGGACGAAACGCUUCUUCCCAGUUCGUCUGAUUCCUCUCACAGAACUCAGCUACAUUUGGAACGUUCAAACGCAGGAGAUGAAGCGCCUCAAGGCAGGUCCCUUCCUCCAGAAACUCGUGGAUGAGUGGAAGGCAGCCUCUGAGGGAACCCUGAAGCCCAAAGAUAGAAAGAUGUACCUCUACACUGGUCAUGAUUCCUCCAUUGUCAACGUCUUGCAUGCUCUUGGUGUUUGGGAUGUUCAGCUGCCCGAUUAUGCCAUAAUGGGAAUUUUUGAACUUGUUCGUGAUCGUCCAACGGGCAAAUAUGGUGUCCAACUGUACCUCCGCAACUCCACAGCUGAACCAACCCCACUAACCAUUCCCGGAUGCGAAUUCUUCUGCCCCCUCGAGAAGGCUUUUGGGCUCAUUGCUCCAGUUUUACCCAUUAAUCGUGAGGAGGAGUGCAAAUCAAAAGAUCCUGAUUUUGUAACUCCACCACCAAGUGGUCCAAUUUGCCUCACAUAUUUUCUGCCACGAGGCUGUGGGUUCGACGCAUCCGGAAAUCCCCGCGCAGAGAACUCCCACAGCUGCAGCGAAAUGUUGAGCGGCGUCUCAACCUUGACCCUGCUGAACACGGUAAACUGGUUGGUGCGAAUUCUUCGCUCAGGUGGUGCCAUCAUCGUCUGUCUGGGACUCAUCACUGUGAUUGAUCACACAAGGACACGGCUGCACAAUCAUCAGUCGGUCACAGAACUCCAUGGGCAGGAAGAUGAUUCCAAAGAACUCAAACUCGUCCAUCUGCUCUUCCGCCAUGGGCAUCGCACACCAGCCGAUACCUACCCCAAUGAUCCCUACUUCAAUGAAUCCUUUCCACCCUAUGGAUGGGGACACUUGACGAAUUUUGGUAAGAACUACAUGUUCAACACUGGCCAGUUCCUCAGGAGGAGAUAUGAGAAAUUCCUCGGAAGGGAAUAUGAACCAAAUACAAUUUAUGCUCACUCAACAGGAGUUGUGAGAACAAAAAUGUCCCUCCUACUUGUUCUGGCGGGGCUGUGGCCACCCAAAGGAACAGCCAUGGAGUGGAAUCCGCAACUGGAUUGGCAACCAAUCCCAAUUGAAUAUGAACCCCUCAAUGAGGAUUCUCUACUUCUUGUCCGAACUCCCUGUCCAAGAUAUCACGAAGCAGUGGAAGAAGUUCUCAAAUCUCCUGAAGUUGAAUCUCAAAUUGCUCCCUACGUGGAUAUGAUGAAGGAACUCACUGAGAUUACUGGAUUGGAGAUUAAAACUCCCGAUGAUGUGCAAUCAUUGUUCAGCACACUCAAAGCUGAAGAAGAGUACGGAUUGAAGUUACCCGAGUGGACAAAACGCUUCUUCCCAGAUCGCUUGAUACCUUUAACAGAACUCAGCUACAUUUGGAACGUUCAAACGCAGGAGAUGAAGCGCCUCAAGGCAGGUCCCUUCCUCCAGAAACUCGUAGAUGAGUGGAAGGCAGCCUCUGAGGGAACCCUGAAGCCCAAAGAUAGAAAGAUGUACCUCUACACUGGUCAUGAUUCCUCCAUUGUCAACGUCUUGCAUGCUCUUGGUGUUUGGGAUGUUCAGCUGCCGGAUUAUGCCAUAAUGGGAAUUUUUGAGCUUGUUCGUGAUCGUCCAACGGGCAAAUAUGGUGUCCAACUGUACCUCCGCAACUCCACAGCUGAACCAACCCCACUAACCAUUCCCGGAUGCGAAUUCUUCUGCCCCCUCGAGAAGGCUUUUGGGCUCAUUGCUCCAGUUUUACCCAUUAAUCGUGAGGAGGAGUGCAGACCUCGAAAUCCUGACUUUGUGACGCCACCUCCUAGCGGGCCAUAGCAUUUUACUUCCCUUGUUUUGAUACA